AUGAAGAUGGAAGAAUCACAAGGGAAGGAGUGCAAGAGCUUGAAGUACAUUGGUAAAUUUGCUUGGUUUGUUGGAGGACAUCAUCAGAGUAAGCCUUGGGCCUUUGCAAAGAAAUACAAACUUCCGUCCACAUUACUAAGCGACGAGGGUAAUAAGGUGAGGAAAUGGGGAGUGCCAUCAGAUCUGUUUGGGACAUUGCCCGGAAGACAGAUUCAACUCAUCUACAACAACCAGUUCCAACCUGAGAAGCAUAUUGAUGAAACUCUCAAACUCCUUCAAAGCCUUUAA
Molecule: messenger RNA, 288 nt
Organism: Prunus armeniaca (apricot)
Lineage: Eukaryota; Viridiplantae; Streptophyta; Magnoliopsida; Rosales; Rosaceae
Source: the annotation of a GenBank genome assembly